Molecule: messenger RNA, 837 nt
Organism: Colletotrichum fioriniae
Lineage: Eukaryota; Fungi; Ascomycota; Sordariomycetes; Glomerellales; Glomerellaceae
Source: RefSeq, a predicted model, not a curated record
AUGAGCAUCUCAGACAGCGAGGACGAGCCUCUCGCCCUCUCCUCGCACGCGUUGGCGGCGCUGGCCGAAUUCAAGGCCGAGGAGGAUGCCCGUCUGAAAGAGUUUGAGAGGCUCCAGGAGCUAGCGGAGGCGAAAGCGGCCAAGAAGGCGCCGAUAUCCAUGGCGGCGUUCAUGGAGGACUGGAACAAGUCGCAGUUUUGGUAUUCUGACGAGACGGCGGGUUUCUUGGCAAGGCAACUCCUCGAGGGCGCUGAUGCGGAUACUACGAUUGCGAUUGUGUCUACGCCUAGUGUGUUUGUUGCUCUGCAUAAUAUCCUGACUGCACGAGACGAGAGCGAGGUCCGGCCAAAGGUCUUCCUGCUGGAGUACGACAACCGCUUCAACGUGUUCCCUGAAUUCGUCUUUUACGACUUUGCGCAGCCCUUCAAGCUCCCGGGUGAACUCAAGGGUGCUGUAGACCGCGUUGUCGUCGACCCGCCCUUCCUCAGUGAGGACUGCCAGACCAAGAGUAAGCUAGCCCCCCAGUCCAGUCGCGCAGUCAACUUCCCUGCGGGGGUUUCAAGCAGAAAGAAGGCUCCUAUGCUGAUUAAAGUCUUUUGGUUCCCAGCCGCCAUGUCGGUCCGGUGGAUGAUGAAGCCGGACGCCGCCGAGAAGGGCCGCAUCAUCGUCAGCACUGGUGAGCGCAUGGCCGAGUUGGUGAAUAAGGUAUACAAGCCCCUCGGUGUCAGAACCGUCACGUAUGAGCCGACCCACGAGCGAGGGCUUAGCAACGAGUUUUGGUGUUAUGCAAACUUUGAGUGCAAAGACUGGACGUGGCGGGAGGCGGCUGCGAGCUGA